Ectocarpus siliculosus is the source of this 1059-nucleotide messenger RNA. NCBI's taxonomy places the organism in Eukaryota, Phaeophyceae, Ectocarpales, Ectocarpaceae. The record is from the annotation of a GenBank genome assembly.
AUGGCGAUUGUGGGGAGGCGACGGCUCUUGCCAACCUUGGCGACAGCGGCAAGUCUCUGCACCGCAGGGGUGGGGGUUUAUGGUAUCGAGUGGAGCGAGACUACUUCCUCAUCGUCAGAAUACGUCUACUCUGCUGCCGUGGGGGAGCUGUUGACGAUCGUUAUUCAGCCCGGCCUGAGGGCGAAUAUCGAUUUCGUUGGGGAUCUGUCGAACCACUUCGCGGUGUCGUACCGACAAUGUUCUCUGGAUGACCCGCAGCCUCUCCAGAUCCAGUACUCGGAGAAGCUCAACUACUUGCCCUCCAUCGGGGGCUGUAUUUACGCCCAGAACGAUCUUUCCGUUCUAGGAGAGGACGGCUGCACCUUCUGGCAGUACAACCCGGAGGAGACGUACUCGAAGAGUGGCAUCGCCUACGAGGACACCGAACCACUCGAGGCGGGCCGAGUGAGGUUUGAAAACCAAGGGGCCGGAAACGCCACGGUGGAUGUGGUGAUGUUCUCGGAGGAAGUCCCCGUCCCAUCUGGAGUGGUUACCCAAUCCGUUUGGAUCGAGGACAGUUUCAUCAAGGAAGGGAGUUUGAUCAACACUACGGUGAACGUUUACUUCAACGACGACAACAACUACUGCGGUGGCUUCGGGUGCACGGUGGACGGGUACGUUAACGAUUACAUCGAGGGCCAGGACAGCUUGAGCCUCUGCCAGGUCCAGGACGGAGGCGAGCUGUACCACAAGGACGAGCCCUUCGAUCCCUACAUCCCCCUUAGCUUCGAUCUUCCUGAGGGCAACGAGUACUAUGUGACGGUGGUCGUUACCGCGAAGGAGUCAUCAAACCCGGCCAGCAACUACACUACGAUGGCAGAGUACGGGUUGGAUCAAGUGGUGGUAUUCCAGACCGAUACCACCCAGCCGGACAACGGCGCACGGGUCCUGGCGGGCCUGUCGCUCAUGUCUCUGUCCUGGUUGAUACUAUUCAACACGCUCAUGGCAUCGCUAGGAGCAACAAGCGGCGGCACUCAGGCGACGAUGCGUGAAACGGUAGUGCCAGCGACCGGCUGGUAG